This is a messenger RNA of Cucumis sativus (cucumber), 1818 nucleotides long. It is a transcript of the gene HPL, whose product is annotated as allene oxide synthase, chloroplastic-like. Gene Ontology annotation, molecular function: monooxygenase activity; iron ion binding; oxidoreductase activity, acting on paired donors, with incorporation or reduction of molecular oxygen. The record is from RefSeq and is a predicted model, not a curated record. The transcript is spliced from 3 exons. The coding region runs from base 100 to 1536 and encodes 478 amino acids. NCBI's taxonomy places the organism in Eukaryota, Viridiplantae, Streptophyta, Magnoliopsida, Cucurbitales, Cucurbitaceae. Gene Ontology annotation, biological process: sterol metabolic process.
GAGUCGAACCAAAAUAUAAAUUUGUCCUGUCACCAUUCUCUUCCAACGUGAAGAUAAGAAACCUUUUGUUUACUUUUUGUACGAUCACAGGUCACAGCAAUGGCUUCUUCCUCCCCUGAACUUCCUCUCAAACCCAUUCCCGGUGGCUAUGGCUUCCCCUUCCUCGGUCCCAUCAAAGACCGUUACGAUUACUUCUAUUUCCAAGGUAGAGACGAAUUCUUCCGUUCCCGAAUUACCAAAUACAACUCCACCGUCUUCCACGCCAACAUGCCACCGGGCCCCUUCAUCUCCUCCGAUUCCAGAGUCGUUGUCCUCCUCGAUGCCCUCAGUUUUCCCAUCCUCUUCGACACCACCAAAGUCGAGAAACGCAACAUUCUCGACGGAACUUACAUGCCCUCCUUGUCCUUCACCGGCGGCAUUCGCACCUGUGCUUAUUUGGACCCAUCGGAAACAGAGCACACUGUUCUCAAACGCCUCUUUCUCUCCUUUCUCGCUUCUCGCCAUGACAGGUUCAUCCCUCUGUUUCGAAGCUCCUUGUCUGAGAUGUUUGUUAAGCUUGAAGAUAAACUCGCCGACAAAAAUAAGAUCGCUGAUUUCAACUCGAUUAGUGAUGCCAUGUCGUUUGAUUAUGUUUUCCGUUUAUUCUCCGAUGGAACCCCUGAUUCGACAUUAGCUGCUGAUGGACCUGGAAUGUUCGAUUUAUGGCUUGGGCUUCAACUUGCCCCAUUGGCUUCCAUUGGCCUUCCCAAAAUUUUCUCUGUUUUUGAAGAUCUCAUUAUUCACACCAUUCCCCUGCCUUUCUUCCCAGUCAAGAGUCGUUACAGGAAGCUUUAUAAAGCGUUUUACUCCUCCUCUGGCUCAUUUCUAGACGAAGCAGAGAAACAGGGGAUAGACAGAGAGAAAGCAUGUCACAAUUUAGUGUUUCUUGCUGGAUUCAACGCAUACGGGGGAAUGAAAGUCCUUUUUCCCACUAUACUGAAAUGGGUCGGCACCGGUGGCGAGGAUCUCCACCGUAAACUGGCGGAGGAAGUGAGGACAACCGUGAAGGAAGAAGGGGGACUGACUUUCUCCGCCUUGGAGAAAAUGAGUCUGCUGAAGUCGGUCGUGUACGAAGCUCUGAGGAUCGAACCGCCGGUGCCGUUCCAGUACGGGAAAGCGAAGGAGGAUAUCGUGAUUCAGAGCCACGAUUCUUGUUUCAAGAUCAAAAAAGGGGAGACGAUUUUUGGUUAUCAGCCGUUUGCUACUAAAGAUCCGAAGAUUUUUAAGGACUCGGAGAAGUUCGUGGGCGAUAGGUUCGUGGGAGAAGAAGGGGAGAAGCUUUUGAAGUAUGUUUACUGGUCAAAUGAGCGGGAGACGGUGGAGCCGACGGCGGAGAACAAGCAGUGUCCGGGGAAGAAUCUGGUGGUGAUGAUGGGCAGGAUUAUUGUGGUGGAAUUCUUCCUCCGUUAUGAUACGUUCACUGUGGACGUCGCAGAUUUGGCGCUGGGUCCGGCGGUGAAGUUCAAGUCCUUGACCAGAGCCACCGCUUCGGUUUAGAAGCUAAUGACAAAAUUAGUUUUUAAUCAUUUUACAGAAUAAAGGAAGGGUGUUCGUGAUUGGUUGAUGCAGGGAAGCUGUGGUGGACUUGAGCACACAUGACACAUCAUUGAUUUGUUGGGGUUAUAAAGUAAUUUCCUCGUGAUCCGCGUCGUUUUUAAUUUGAGAUCUCAUUGUGUGUUGUAACCCGCGGGUGAUCUUAUUUUUAUAGUUUCUUUUUUCUCAACUAUGCUCCAAUUUUUAAAUUAAAUAAAUACCAAAUAUCAACUUCAUAGUCUAUAA